AUGUUGAUUUACACCCGGAUUAUCUCUAUAUUAGGAAUGUGGACGAAACUCGACACGUACAUUGAACUGUACAAUGGAUAUAUGCAAGAUAUACUGGAUAGGAAGCAUCGGACGAUGGAUCUGUUGUUUUUGGUCCUGUUGGGAUUACUUUUCUUAUUUUUAAAAAGAACCAUAUAUUAUUAUAUGUACCUACCACCAGGACCAUGGGGUAUACCGUUUCUUGGUUAUCUUCCGUUCAUGAAGAGCUCACCCCACGCCAUGUAUUCUAGAAUGGCCGAUAAAUACGGUGAAAUUUCUUCUAUAAAACUUGGAAACCAUUUAGUCGUCUGUCUUAAUUCGCCGAAACUUGUGAAGGAACUCUUCAGUCGAUCGGAUUCUAUCGCGAGACCAAGAACUCCGCUGAACGAAAUCAUGGAAGGACGAGGUAUAGUACUGAGUGAAGGUAUACUUUGGCAGAAACAGCGUCAAUUUCUACAUGAAAAAUUCAGGGCUCUUGGAGUAAAGGUGUGGCCGAAACAGCGAUUCGAGAAAUUUAUUAUUAUGGAAAUCGAAGAAUUUAUAACCGACUUAAUUAAAUUGAAUGGAGCUCCUGUUGAUCCAACGCUUUUGCUCGGAAGACACGUACACAAUAUAAUAUGCCAAUUGAUGAUGAGUUUCCGAUUUGAAGAGGACGAUCAAGAGUUCGGUAUAUUUAAUGAAAAAAUCAGUCGUGGGAUGAAGCUGUACGGAUCGAUACACGCUAGCGAAUACGUGCGGCAGUACUUGAAACUGCCCGGAAAGAAAACAAUUUUAGACGAAAUGAAACGUAGCUUGGCCGACAUCAGCGAAUUUCAUGCAAACAAGAUCAGAGAACGUAUUGAUUAUCGAGCAACCCAUCCGUAUGAUGAACCUGCCGACCUUUUGGAUUAUUACUUGGACAAUAUUGAAGCUAGGAAAUCAAGAAAACGUUUCCCUGAUAUAUUCCCGGGAGUCGAUCCAGAGAAACAGGUAGUACAAGUGAUGAACGAUCUCUUCUCCGCCGGAAUGGAGACGUCGCGCACGACUCUCUCCUGGACCUUGCUGAUGAUGAUCCACGAGCCUGACGUGGCUGCGAAGGUCCGGGCCCAGCUCAGAGAAACGGUCCAUCCAGGAGAGCUCGUGACCCUCGAUCAUCGCCCCGAGCUGCCAUACCUCGAGGCUGUGCUGUUCGAGACAUUACGAUGCGUUUCACUCGUACCCUUAGGAACUACACAUGUCAAUACAACCGAAUGGAAAGUGGACAAGUACGUCAUCCCGAAAGGAGCACACAUUAUUCCGUUAAUCGGCAAGAUGAAUAACGACUCCAAAGUGUACCCGGAACCGGAUAAAUUCAAACCGGAACGUUUCUUGCGCGACGGCCAGUUUCACAUCCCGGAUAGCUACAUGGCUUUCGGAGUUGGACAACGCUUGUGUCUGGGAAUCCAAUUGGCCAGGAUGCAGCUAUUCCUCUUCUUCGCCAACAUUAUGAACAGGUUCGAGUUGUCGCUGCCCGAGGGCGCUGAGAUGCCACCUUUAGAGGGCUUCAUGGCCGCAACCCACACUCCGUUACCUUAUUCUUUGUGUUUCCACAAAAUCGAUAACUAA
This is a messenger RNA of Bombyx mandarina (wild silkworm), 1602 nucleotides long. Its product is annotated as cytochrome P450 18a1. The record is from RefSeq and is a predicted model, not a curated record. Gene Ontology annotation, cellular component: cytoplasm; intracellular membrane-bounded organelle. Gene Ontology annotation, molecular function: steroid hydroxylase activity; oxidoreductase activity, acting on paired donors, with incorporation or reduction of molecular oxygen, reduced flavin or flavoprotein as one donor, and incorporation of one atom of oxygen; iron ion binding. NCBI's taxonomy places the organism in Eukaryota, Metazoa, Arthropoda, Insecta, Lepidoptera, Bombycidae. Gene Ontology annotation, biological process: xenobiotic metabolic process.